Messenger RNA from Penicillium alfredii, 2256 nucleotides. RefSeq names its product Golgi transport complex subunit COG6 (gene cog6). The record is from RefSeq and is a predicted model, not a curated record. The transcript is spliced from 2 exons. Gene Ontology annotation, biological process: intra-Golgi vesicle-mediated transport. Gene Ontology annotation, cellular component: COG complex. The coding region runs from base 1 to 2256 and encodes 751 amino acids. Lineage: Eukaryota; Fungi; Ascomycota; Eurotiomycetes; Eurotiales; Aspergillaceae.
AUGACCAGCCAUCUCUCUCCUGGGGCCAGCAAUGGCUCGUCCCCGGUCUCGUCUUCACCGCAACCUCAGCGCUCAACCGCUCUGUCGAAUCGCCUGACAACCGUGCUGUCUGCGUCAUACGCGGAUUCGGACAUCCGAGACGCCCUCGAAACCUUGAGUGUGAGAGGCACUCACAACACCCCAGAAACACGGCGGCAGCUGCGACUCGAUUUGCAGAAAGAAGUGAUUGAUUGCAAUGCUGAGAUUGUCAGGGACUUUGGGAAAGUGGCAGAGCAAUUGACUCGGAUUGGGACGGUGAUAUCUAACUUGAACCAAACAUGUGAUGAGAUGCGCAAGCACAUCAACCUGGCCAAGCAGGACACAACGCCCGUGCUCGAAGAGGCCUCUACUCUGAUGACCCAGAAGAAGGAUACGGAAACCAAACAGCAGCUUUUGAACGCCUUUUCGAACCAUUUUCUUGUCCCGGAGGAAGAUUUGCUGGCUUUGACUUCCGCCGAGGAGCCCGUCAAUGAGCGAUUCUUUGAUGUACUUGCCCGGGUCAAACAAGUUCACCAUGAUUGCGAGGUCCUACUGGGAGGCGAGAACGAGCGAUUGGGUCUAGAAGUGAUGGAACUGAGCACUCGCAAUCUUAACUCUGCCUACCAAAAGCUCUACCGGUGGAUUCAAAAGGAAUUCCAGUCCUUGAAUUUGGAGGACCCCCGGAUCAGCAGCUCGAUCCGUCGCGCUCUGCGGGUGCUGGCGGAGCGACCGAGUCUGUUCCAUAGCUGUCUAGACUUUUUCGCAGAAGCCCGCGACUACAUUUUGUCGGAUGCAUUCCACUACGCACUGACAGACGCUAUGGCCGGCGCCAAUGGGGCCGGUGCCGGACACCGUGGCGUCAAACCAAUUGAAUUUUCGGCGCACGAUCCGUUGCGGUACGUGGGUGACAUGCUCGCCUGGGUCCACUCGACAACAGUAUCGGAGCGGGAAGCACUAGAGGCGCUGUUUGUUGCCGACGGCGAGGAGCUUGCGCGGGGCAUCAAGGCCGGGUUGAGCAGCGAGCCCUGGGCCCGUAUCGACGAAGGGGAGGAGCUCAUGUUCGACGGCCAUAAGGCACUCAGUGAUUUGGUCAAUCGCGAUCUCACCGGGGUGUCUCGGGCGCUACGGCAGCGAAUCGAGCUCGUCAUUCAAGGUCAUGAUGAUCCCGUCACCUCCUACAAAGUGGUGAAUCUUUUGUCUUUCUACCGCACGACAUUUUCCAAGUUGCUUGGUCCGAAGUCUCAUCUGGUCGAUCUGAUGCAGAACUUGGAAAAGUUCACGCUCGGCCACUUCGAGACUCUGAUGCGGGAUCAGAUCAGUACCCUCUCCAGUGAUCAUCUUUCCUUGUCCCCACCCGAGGACCUGUCAGCUCCGCAAUUUUUGUUGGAUGCACUUGAAGGGUUGACUUUGCUCAUGAAGACACACGAGGCUUCUGUCGGACCAGAAGACGACCUGUCUUCAGACGCGGACAGCGAGAACGGGUUCACCCCUGUUCUGCGUGCUGCGUUUGAUCCUUUCUUGACAUUGGCUCGUUCCUCAUCCGACGAAAUCCAAGAAAGGACUGCGCAGACUAUCUAUCGCACCAACAUUCUCCUCGUGGCUCGCGCCACUAUCUCGCCGUUUGCAUUUGCCAGUGCCACACAUGCCGCUCCUCUUUCCACUGCCCUCUCUACUCUCCGCGUGGACCUUCUCGAGAUUCAGCGCCAGUUUCUUCUCGAGACUUCGGGACUACAAACAUUGCUCAAGGCUCUAGAGCCUUUCUCCAAGACAGCCAAAGAAUCCGAACCGACCGACGCCCAAACCGAGAAGCCAGAGUCGCAGACUGCGCACCUCGCCGACCUUACCGCACUCCCGGCCUUUCAACCCGAUGCGCUCAUAUUGUCGAGCCAGCAGCUCGACGACUUCUUGCCGUCGGCGCUCAUGGACGCCACCGAUCAUUUCAAGCGCGUCCAGAGUGCUUCUCUCGUGCAGAGUGUCAUCGAAGACGCAGUCGAGGCUUUCUGCCGUGACUUUGAGUUCGUGGAAGGCAUGAUUAUUGCUACGGACGAGGCACGGGGCACGAUGGAUGUGGGUUUGAGCACUGGCGCGAGUGUGGUGAGUGGCCGCAGUGGCCGGUCUGGGGCUAAGACAGACGCCAGCGAGAAGGAGGGCGAAGAGAAUGAGGACAAGGACGAGCCAUUGAGCUUGCGAUCGUUAUUCCCUCGGACUACAGGCGAGAUCCGGGUGUUGUUGAGUUGA